This is a messenger RNA of Colletotrichum navitas, 343 nucleotides long. RefSeq lists its product as uncharacterized. Lineage: Eukaryota; Fungi; Ascomycota; Sordariomycetes; Glomerellales; Glomerellaceae. The record is from RefSeq and is a predicted model, not a curated record. The transcript is spliced from 2 exons. The annotation marks the transcript as partial.
CAUGAUGUGCUUUCAGUCGCACAACAUCGCCAAUGUGAUUUUUCGGCAAUCCUUCCCUACUUUUCUUAAAAAAAAACGCAUGUCCCAGUCAUUGACGGUUUUUCAUUUCUUUCUGCGGGAAAAAAAAAACCACAUUCCUAAACGCAGUCCGCAUCCUCAUAGCUCGAGUACCACUUGAAACUAUACUUUUAUAUCUUCAUACCAGACUCCAGUGGGUAAGCAAAAUCUCCGCCGAAUAUCGGAAUCACCCAAUCUCGCUGGUCCACCACGAAGAUACGUAUAUGUAUAUGUACGGGUCCAGGCAGUCUCACACAUAGAAAUUCAAGCCGUUUUCCUAUGACUU